AUGUACUCUGCCAGACACCAGCCAGUGCCUACCUGGCACUCGACACUGUGCACCCCACAGUAUGUGACCCCCUGCGUCCCCCAGCAGCGCAUCAUGUCCUCCAGCUUCUCCCAACAGCAGUGUGUGACCAAGUGCAUGCCACGGCAGCAGUAUGCAACCACGUGUGUGCCGCAGCAGCAGUGUGUGACCCAGCACAUCCUACAGCAGCCAUGUGUAACUCGGUGUGUGACAACUUGCAUGCCACAGCAGCAGUGUGCGACCGAGGGUGUGUCACAGCAGCCUUGCGUGACCAAGUGCGUGCCACAGCAGCAGUGUGUGACCAAGGGUGUGCCGCAACAGCGUGCAACCAAGUGUGUGACCACCUAUGCUCCUCAGCAGCAGUGUGAGACCAGGUGCGUGACCACGUGUGUGCCACAGCAGCCGUACCUCAGCAAGGGCAUCCCACAGCAGCAGAGUGUGACCAAGUGCAUCCCGCAGCAGUGUGUGACCACGUACAUCCCGCAGCAGCAGUGUGCGACCAGGUGUGUCACCACGUGUGUCCCGCAGCAGCGUGCGACAAAGUGUGUCUCGCACAAGUUUGUGACCUCUUGUGUCCCGCAGCAGUGUGCCACCACGUAUGUCCCGCAGCAAUGUGCGACCAGGUGUGUGACCAAGUGUGUCCCGCAGCAGUGUGCCACCAAGUGUGUCCCACAGCAGUGUGAGACAACUUGUGUCUCACAGCAGUGUGUGACCAAGUGUGUCCCACAGCAGCGUGUGACCAAAUGUGUCCCACAGCAGCAGUGUGCGACCAAGUGUGUCCCACAGCAGUGUGCCACCAGGUGUGUCCCACAGCAGUGUGAGACAACUUGUGUCUCACAGCAGUGUGUGACCAAGUGUGUCCCACAGCAGCGUGUGAGCAAGUGUGUCCCACAGCAGCAGUGUGCCACCAAGUGUGUCCCACAGCAGUGUGAGACAACUUGUGUCCCACAGCGGUGUGUGACCAAGUGUGUCCCACAGCAGCGUGUGACCAAAUGUGUCCCACAGCAGCAGUGUGCCACCAAGUGUGUCGCUCAGCAGUGUGAGACAACUUGUGUCCCACAGCAGCAGUGUGUCACCAAGUGUGUCCCACAGCAGUGUGUGAGCAAGUGUGUCCCACAGCAGCAGUGUGCCACCAAGGGUGUCCCACAGCCGUGUGCAACCAAAUGUGUCCCACAGCAGCAGUGUGUCACCAAGUGUGUCCCACAGCCGUGUGUGACCAAAUGUGUCCCGCAGCAAUGUCAGCCGGGUGGAGUAAAAAUUUCGAGUCACUCUAAAAAGUACUGCUCUGCGUCCAAAUGGCCCUGGUAA
This is a messenger RNA of Pygoscelis adeliae (Adelie penguin), 1326 nucleotides long. RefSeq names its product keratin-associated protein 9-1-like. Lineage: Eukaryota; Metazoa; Chordata; Aves; Sphenisciformes; Spheniscidae. The transcript has a single exon. The record is from RefSeq and is a predicted model, not a curated record. The coding region runs from base 1 to 1326 and encodes 441 amino acids.